This is a messenger RNA of Caenorhabditis sp. 36 PRJEB53466, 1321 nucleotides long. NCBI's taxonomy places the organism in Eukaryota, Metazoa, Nematoda, Chromadorea, Rhabditida, Rhabditidae. The record is from the annotation of a GenBank genome assembly.
AUGUUCGCCGUGCCAUUUCUGUCGUCGCUGACGUCGCUACUGGGAACGACCGCCAUCGAUGACUCCGUCGACACUCUCUCCUGCCUAGUCACCGCGUUCAUCUUCAUCAUCGGGGCCAUCGCCGUCUCUGCGAAAGGGUCAGUCGAUACCAAAUUCUUUCAGAUUACUCACCUCUUCCAUUUCAGCAGCGUCGGUUCAGCGAUCGAAUGCUGGCUCCCGCAGACCUACUCGGGCGAGUGGGGUGAAUACGCCGAGAACUACUGCUUCCUGAAGGACACGUACUGGUACCCGAGCGCCGAGCCGAUGAACGACAUCCCGGAGUUCCACAAGGAGAAGCACCGCCUCGGAUACUAUCAGUGGACCAGCAUGUACCUCACCGUGGCUGGCCUUGUCUUCAUGCUCCCCAAGUUCUUGUGGAAGUUCUCGCAGUCUGCCACCGACCUUCCGCUCUCCUACUUUUGCGAUACCACCAACGAGAUCCGCAGGAAGAACACCGAGGAGCGAGCCGUAAAAGUGAAGGAGAUGGCCAAAUUCAUGCGAGACAAGCUCAACGUGAAGCACUCGAAGCACUCGCUCUCCUCCGUCCACAUGCACGUCGCCUACGCAUUCACCAAGUGCUUCUACCUCCUGGUCGCCUUCGGCCAGUUCGUCUUCAUCGGAUACUUCAUCGGACAGACCAGCGACCUCUUCUGGGGAUACACUCUUUUCCACAACCUAAUGAGCGGAAUCACCUGGGAGACCACUGGACUCUUCCCGCGUGUCACCUUCUGCGACUUCACCAUUCGUGAGAUGGCUGGGAACAUCCGCGAAGAGACCAUCCAGUGCGUCGUCGGAGUCAACGAGUUCAACGAGAAGAUCUUCCUCUUCCUCUGGUCCGUUUCCCAUCCUCUCCACCUUCUCGAUCCUCAUCUCUUUCAGGUUCUGGCUCGCCGCGCUCAACUUCAUUACUCUCUUGUCCACCGUCUACGCUUUCGUCCAGAUCAAGAAGACUCUCAUCGUCAACAACAUCCUCCAGUCGAUCCGUAGACCGGGAGACCAUGAGCAGAAGAUGCUCUUCAAGGAGUUUGCCGACAAUUACCUCACCACCGACGGAAAGCUCAUCCUGAACUUUGUCAAAGCCCAGAGCGAUCUCGUUGCCCAAGAGCUCGCCCUCGAGAUGUUCGACAACUUCGAGGUGAGCUCAGAUGACGAGGCAAGAGUACGAAACAGAGUCUAAUCGCUUCUUUUCCAGAAUGAACGCAAAGAGAAGAUGCUAGACGAUGCCACCUCCAUCAUUUCUGGAUCGAAAAUGGCCUCCAUUGAUAAGCUCCGCAACGUCUGA